AUGAAACUUUCGGUGAUAUUCGUUUUAAUUCUUGUAAGUCGUGUUAAACUAGAAAGAACCAAUAACAAACCUCUCUUAAAGCUACCUAUUGGUGAAUACCGAAUCGACAUCAAAAAAAUUUAUAGUUGCAAUACGACGCGUCAAAAUAAUAUACAUAUAAACUAUUAUUUAAAUAAAACAUCUGAUAAUUCAAAGGAAAUUAAAGGAAAUGCAACACUAUUAAUGCCAUUUGAUGACAACCUUUCUAUGGAUGUUAAUUUUUCCAUCAGAGGGGCUGAUGGGGAUUGGAAAAACAAUACAUAUAUAUUCCAUGCAGAACAAGCAUAUACAACAUCAAAGAACAUUAUGAGUAAAAUUGAUACUAGUGGACUUGGAUUCAAUUUUAAAUACCCCAUACCCGUGGGCUGUUACAUUUCAACGGGUUUCAAUACAUCAAACUUGGAGAAUCUCAAUUAUAUCCCUAAGGAAUUUGCUUAUGGAUUAUAUAAGCUUCGCUAUAUUUUAACAGAUAAAAAACAUCAACAUUUUGGUUGUUUUGUAGUUAUAGUUCAAUUAAAACGACCUUCGGAAAUAAUUUGA
Messenger RNA from Macrosiphum euphorbiae (potato aphid), 579 nucleotides. Lineage: Eukaryota; Metazoa; Arthropoda; Insecta; Hemiptera; Aphididae. The record is from the annotation of a GenBank genome assembly.